AUGAAGGUCACCGCCAUAUACGUGUAUCCCAUCAAGGCGCUUCGUCCAGUCCGCCUUGACAAAGCUCAGCUCACCUCGCAAGGAGUUCAAUAUGACCGCCGCUUCAUGCUCUGCCGUGUGGACGAUGCGGACCCUUCCAAGCUUACCAAAGUUCAAAUCGACAAGGUGUAUGGCUGUGGGCUCUUCAAGCAAGAAAUCGUCGACGACAGCAUUCACGUCACGUAUCUGACCCCCAAGGAACCUGUCGUCCCUGCACAUCCAUUGCAAAAAGAUGUCCUCAAGGUCUCGCUGAGCCCAGACACGUCCGACUUGGACACGGUGGACUUCGACUUGCACCUAAGCAUGGUGACAGCGUACCGCAUGGGUUCCAAGUAUGACGAAUGGUUCUCCGCCUGCUUUGGCUUCAAAACCAUCUUGAUCUAUAUCGGAGACGGACGCCGCCCCGUCCUCGGAACGUACGCUCCUCAAGUGGAGGGCCCGCCAGAACAACGAGGUUGGCUAUCCACGAUAUCCAGCUAUGUCACUGGCACCCCGCAAAGUGCCAAAGAAAAGCCGUGGCUGGCCUUCACAGACCUGGCGCCUUUCCUCGUCGCCUCGGAAAAGUCGCUCGCCAACGUGAGAGCCCGAGUGCCCUCAAGCGACGUCGCAAUCACAGCGUUCCGCCCCAACAUUGUCGUGGACGGCGAGGCGGAAUUUGAUGAGGACUUCUGGGCCGAACUCUCCGCCAACCAUGAGCCCUUCCUCACUCUUACCAAAAUGUGUAGCCGCUGUCCGUCUCUCAACGUCGACUACGACACCGGCAAAAUAGCCGAGGGCGAGAGAGGCACGGUCCUCAAGAAGCUCAUGUCCGACCGACGGGUAGACACAGGUGCCAAGUACAGUCCCGUCUUCGGAAAAUAUGGCUUCCUGAACCAAGGACAGGAGAACAUGGUUCUCUCCAUAGGCGACGAAAUCACCGUUACCAGACGCGCCGAUGACCGACCCGUUUUUGACUGGCCCCUACGUUCUCGCGGCGCCGAGCCCCAAUUCUACAAAUACUCCUAA
Pochonia chlamydosporia 170 is the source of this 1044-nucleotide messenger RNA. Its product is annotated as MOSC domain-containing protein. Gene Ontology annotation, molecular function: molybdenum ion binding; catalytic activity; pyridoxal phosphate binding. Bases 1 to 1044 code for a protein of 347 amino acids. NCBI's taxonomy places the organism in Eukaryota, Fungi, Ascomycota, Sordariomycetes, Hypocreales, Clavicipitaceae. The transcript is spliced from 2 exons. The record is from RefSeq and is a predicted model, not a curated record.